GUUUCCAUUUUGGGUGUCAAACAUAUCUCCGCCACUGUGUUGGAGAGGUUCACAUACCAAUAUUUAAAUACGCGAACUGUGUUGGCAAAAACAACAACAACACAGUCAAAUUAUUCUGUUAGCUCUGAGGCAUCGAGGAGGAAGAGUGGAUAAUUUUGAUGCAAUUUUUCACAGCUUUCGCCAAACAGGAUCAAAAACUGCAAUAGGAACGGGCAUUAUAUAUAUAUAUAUAUUUUAAAAUUACGUUUAAUAAUAUAAGUAUUUUUUCCCACAAUAACAGAAGCAAGAUAUUGUGGCACUCGAAUAUACGCCUUAGAGUUAUUUUGUACAGGUAAGACGGUUUCUUUAAAAUGGAUUGUUAAAGAUUAGUUAAAUGUGGUUAAAAAAUAUAAAUAACUUAUAAAUAAACAUAUAUAUAUAUAUAUAUAUAUAUAUAUAUAUAUAUAUAUAUAUAUAUAUAUGUUGUUUUGUGUUGUUUUGGUAUUGUUUUUGUGUGUGGUUUUUGUAUUUUGUGUGUGUGUGUGUUUGUUUUAAAAUUGAUAUAAGAGUCACGCAAAUAAAGUCAAGCUUGUUUUUAUUAUUAUCUAAUUAUAUCCCGCCAAACAAUGUCGGCAGCAAUGUGUGAGCUUCCCAUCUACUAAUGUUACUUGACAAAACGCACGAAGUAACACACUUUUAAUAAGGAUCCAAUUAAUUCGCACCCCCCCCCACCCUAAUUACACCACGACUUACGUUUUUCACACCCCUAAAUAUAUAUUAAUAUUAUAACAUCCCCCCACCCCCUUUUACAGCACAGGUUUAUAAAAUCAUAUUGAAAUUUAGAAAAUAUUACGCACCAAACGCACUUGCGAUAUUAUUUAAAGAUCACCUUUAGUCAUAUAUAUCUAUAGCGCACCUACCAGGAGUAUUAUUUAGCGCGCUAUUGAACUCAGCAUUACACCAUACAUUCAUUCAUACAUACCUAGAGCGCUUAACAUACUGAUGACUAUGUAAAACAUAAUUAGUGCUGUUUCUUCUCAUUUGUCGACAGCUUAAAUAGAGAGAGAGAGAGGUGCAGUACAAGGCCAGAAAGAAAACAUGAUAACUUACCUCCUGCUCCUGGCUGUGGCUGUUUGUAAUGCUGCUCCUUAUUCUAAAGGUACGUCAUAGUUAAAUAUGCACUGUACAGUUAAGUCAUUGAUUAAUAUACACAUCAGGGGUUCUUAAUAUUUUUUUUUGUUUUGUUCCAUGGACCCCUUUGUCGGUCAGAUGAAGGCCACGGGCUUAUAGUCUUAGACUAAAGAUUUAAAUGCAUAAAAUAAAAUUACAUAGAAAAUGCAGCUCAUAGACCUCCUGAAACGUAUACGUAUACAUGGUCCUCCCCCUCCCCCCCCCCCCGUUUAAGAACCCCUUCUCUACGUGUAAGUAAAGCUUAAAUAUACAGGGGGGUCUCAGUUUUUGGAAUAUAAUCCCACAUUUUAAAGACAAGUGCCCCCCGGAGCAAAAAUAUGUCCAACAAUAAAUCAACUGGCACUGCCCCUCUGCGGUGCCCCCCCCACCCCUUUGGGGAAAUUUCUGAAAUAAUCACUGUUAGCAAAGUUGCGCGAAAUCAGAGCCGUCAUGUGGUUCUUCCACCAUUGCGGCUGCGAAGCGGUUGGGGGGGGGGAGGCUCGGAUAUUUAAAUGGCCUAAAACUGUGAUGUGGCAAUAACCCCCCCCCCCCCCAAAUAAAAGUAGCAGGGGGUUUGGGUUCCGAAAUCCCAUGAAGGCUCUGCAAAGCCGUAUUAUCCAUAAGGCUGAACAGGGGCCCCACCCCAGAGCAGGGGCCCAUGCAACCUUUAGCAAUGCCAUGGGCCUAAUGAAGCUCGAAGCCUAGGGGCCCUGACACAGGCCGUUGGUGUCUGCCUCAAAUAGCGUAUACAUCCUAAACUGAGCAUUUAAGAGUUUGUACCGUCCAAUCUUCAGCAGGUCACCAAACAGACAUUCACCAAACGGACAUUCACCAAACGGACAUUCACCAAACGGACAUUCACCAAACAGACAUUCACCAAACGGACAUUCACCAAACAGACAUUCUGUUAUUCAUCAAACAGACAUUCACCAAACAGACAUUCACCAAACAGACAUUCACCAAACAGACAUCCACCAAACAGACAUUCACCAAACAGACAUUCACCAAACAGACAUUCACCAAAGCUCAUCAUGUAUGUUGAAGUUAAAAGAAUUAAUUAAUAAAUAUUUCAUCUCCAGCGCAACACAUCACAUGAUGCACCCAAUUCAUUUUUGUUUCCAUUUUGGGUGUCAAACAUAUCUCCGCCACUGUGUUGGAGAGGUUCACAUACCAAUAUUUAAAUACGCGAACUGUGUUGGCAAAAACAACAACAACACAGUCAAAUUAUUCUGUUAGCUCUGAGGCAUCGAGGAGGAAGAGUGGAUAAUUUUGAUGCAAUUUUUCACAGCUUUCGCCAAACAGGAUCAAAAACUGCAAUAGGAACGGGCAUUAUAUAUAUAUAUAUAUUUUAAAAUUACGUUUAAUAAUAUAAGUAUUUUUUCCCACAAUAACAGAAGCAAGAUAUUGUGGCACUCGAAUAUACGCCUUAGAGUUAUUUUGUACAGGUAAGACGGUUUCUUUAAAAUGGAUUGUUAAAGAUUAGUUAAAUGUGGUUAAAAAAUAUAAAUAACUUAUAAAUAAACAUAUAUAUAUAUAUAUAUAUAUAUAUAUAUAUAUAUAUAUAUAUAUAUUUUUUUUUUUUUUGUUUUUUUAUUUUUUUUGUGUUUUUUUUUUUUUUUUUGUGUGUGUGUGUUUUUUUGAUGAAAAGAGAAUUAAUGUAGUUUCAGUUUUCAUAUUUGUGAAACGUUUCGGAAAACGACAUCUAAAAGCAAUUAUUAGAUAAUACUAAAAUAAAGACAAAACUAUAACAUAUUUAGAUGACACUUGGAACAUGAUUUUAAUUUAUGUCCAAUAUUUUAUUUUGAAUGUUAUUCUAUCUCUAAAGUUACUUUUGAUGACUCAUUGUUUGGCCAAAACCUUUUACACGAUGCCUUAGCUUUAGAUCAUUUGCUUGCUGAAUGUCAUUUAGAAAAAAAUUAUUAGUGAUACAUUCGGCGGUGGGGCUGAACAAAAGUUAAGUGUGCUAAAAAUGACAGGAUGGCAUAGACAUGAAAAGAUGUUUCAAACAUAAUCAGAAGUUUGAGACAAGUUUAGAUAAUACGAACAGCAUCAGAUGGCACAAACUUAGAUAGAUGGUACAGAUUGGAUUAGAUUGUACAGAUUGGAUUAGAUUGUACAGACUGGAUUGGAGAGUACAGACUUGAUUAGAGUACAGACUGGAUUAGNAAGAUUUAAAUGCAUAAAAUAAAAUAACAUAGAAAAUGCAGCUCAUAGACCUCCUGAAACGUAUACCUAUACAUGGUCCUCCCCCCCCCCCCCCCCCCUGUUUAAGAACCCCUUCUCUACGUGUAAGUAAAGCUUAAAUAUACAGGGGGUUCUCAGUUUAUGGAAUAUAAUCCCACAUUUUAAACAAAAUCUCAGAAUAGAAUUCUUCAUAAAUUAAGUAUUAAAAUCGUAUCGUCUUUUCUUUUUGUAUUUUUUAUAAUUUAAUAUAUAUUUAUAUGUUAAGAAGAUAUAAUUAUCGUAAAACGUAGGCUAUAUUUCCGAUAUCUAAUGAUCUAACGCAAGCUUUUUCUUGCUUAUUAAUAGACACGUGUUUAUAGAAUCAUGCGAAACAAUCCGUGAAACAAGCGCGAAUGCCAAUUAAUUAGGUUCUAAUGAAAAUUUCGAGAAUCUGUAAAAAAAAAUAAUAUUUUUAUGCAAAUUACGUAAGUUCCAAUGAAAAUUUCGCAAUUUAUAUAACUGCAUGUAACUUCAAUGAUUUUUUUUUGUUUAAAACAUCCUCACGGUAAAAAUAAUCAAAUCACUGGAAAUAAUUUUUCAUCUAACGUUACACAAUUAGAGGAGGUGUUUGAGGAUUUGAGACAAACACAAGAAUAAAUACCAACACACUUGAUCAUUCAUGAAUGUUUUAUUGGGAAGUCCAUGCUCCGCAGCGUGUUGCAAACAAACCUUUAUGGAACUUUGGACGUUAGCUUUUUUUUAAUAGAAUAAUAAAUGCCGUUGUUAUAUGCUUCUUUCCGUUGGGGAUUGGUCACUUCAGGCUACACUUCAGGCUACACUUCAGGCUUCACUUCAGGCUACACUUCAGGCUACACUUCAGGCUACACUUCAGGCUACACUUCAGGCUACACUUCAGGCUACACUUCAGGGCAACAAAUUUAUAGUCAAUUUAACCAAAGUCUGCCUUACAGAAACCCGGAUUUUUUUUAGUCCUGCGCAUCGAAUCUAUUUAGAAUUGUGUUUCAAAAAGUAUAUCAAUGGUGUCCGUUCGCAGCUGGCGUCAGAAGACAAGAUGAGCUGCCCACGUCACUGUACGGCAACCCCCUCAGCUACAGCCAGAUUAUGGACCUGAUUAAAGAACACAGUGAGUCAAAGUAGCAAUGAAUACAUUUUUAGAACAAUACAUGUUUUUAAAAAAUCGUUUUGUUUCCCUCGUGGUAUCGUUAUCCCCCCCCCCCAAAAAAAAAAAAAAUUAGUUUAAGCUGUCGAUCUACCUUGAGCGUUCCUUUUAAGAAAGCGCUCUUUAACAAAUUUGAUAUCAGUGUGAUAUCAGGAUCUGUAUGAUAUCGGUAUGUAGGUCGUAAGGUUCUGUUUUGACAUUUGAGGUCCGUUGGUCCCAAUAAUGUAUGUUUGGCUCCUGGCUAAUUAAAUUUAUUAAUUGGAUUCGUAUAUUAAAUUCUAAAUAGAUACAUUUUUUUGGUGAGUAUACUUUAAAGAGAUUGGGAUUGUGCGUUCUUACAAAUUGCUAAAAAAUAAUUCUUGUGCAUUCUUACAAAUUGUGAAAUUGUUCUUGUUCGUUCUUACAAAUUGUGAAAUUGUUCUAAUUUGUAUCAUCUAAAAUGAUCGGAUGUGUCCCACAGCUGGGGGCAAGAGACAGACCUUGUCAUUGUUCGGUGACCCACUCACCCACUCUCAAAUUAUUGAUUUGAUCAGAGAGCACAGUGAGUAAACACAUCUGGUACACAUCAAAGAAUAUGUGUGUGUGUAUGUGUGUGUGUGUGUGUGUGACUGUGUGUAUGUAUGUCUGUUUCUGUGUGCUUCUGUGUGUGUUUUUGAGUGUGCUUGCGGUGUGCGUGUGUGUGUGUGUGACUGUGUGUAUGUAUGUCUGUUUCUGUGUGCUUCUGUGUGUGUUUUUGAGUGUGCUUGCGGUGUGCGUGUGUGUGUGUGUAUGUGUGUCGUAUACGCGUAGCGGUGGUACUAUUUCGUUAACAUCAUUAAUAAUUUACACAUCUUACAACAUGACACACACAGACACACACAUGCACACAUAAACAUAUACUAUUAAAAUAACAACACCCAUCUAUCACAUAUUCGCAAAUCCGCUUUCCAUGCCGUUUAAGUCAAUUCCUUUAAAACAGCAAUAUUCUACUCUUCUGGUACUAAAAAAAAAAAAAUUAAUUAUUUCUUUAAUUGUAAUUCACUUUAAUGUGUGUUCUCUAACAUCAGCCAACAGCAGGAGACAAGCUCAGCACGCCGUACUCAACCAUUUUCUGCACAGCGUGUCGACUACCAACGGUAAGCGCUAAAAAUGGAGCCGUAAAGCUCCCUCAAGGAAGAACUUACUGAAAGCGUGGAAGGCGUCCAUAGGGAUGUAAACCUGACGGAACUUGCCGGUGGCGUUGAUGUUUUGCGACAUCCCCCGUACUGACAGAGGCGUAGCGAGGGUGUUUGGCGCCCGGGGACAAAAUUCGCGCCCGGGGACAAGAUCCAUUUUAAAGCGCCCCUUUUUCUUUUUUUUCAACUCUUAGACCCAUUAUUUUCAUCAAUAAAAUAAUAUCAAAGCACAUAUUGCCGCCCUUAACUAGCUGGCGCCCGAGGACAUCUGCCCCCCCUUGCCCCCCACUCGCUACGCCUCUGCGUACUGAGUUAUUAUCUAAAAUCUAAGGCAAGGAGCGUAGUAUGGCCCUACUGAACAAACACUCCGGCCUCCACCAAAGUAACGUGGCAGCGUUAUAUUAUAGGUCAGUAGGAACAGAUGCAAGAAACACCUUACCUCAGAAACUCUGGCCAAACAGAUAUGAGCAUUAAUAUUAGUAAUGAUCUUGACAGAUAUUCUUUACAUUUUAGCUUAAAAAAAAAUGAACAGUUCCAACUGCAGAAAAAAUGUCAUUUUUUUUUUUUUAAUGGCUGACCUGUAACAUGUUCUUCUAUGGCGUUAUAAGACACGUUAUUGCGAGACAUUGAAGAGAGUAGCAAAUCUUGUUACUUUAUUUUAAUGAAUUAUUUUUUUCUUAUAGCUCUUGAAUGCUUGCAGUAAUCUUCUUCUUCUAUAUCUUAAGGGCCAACGAUCAAUUUAUUGAUCAUUUUGGCUCCUAUGCAUGUAGAUGGGAUUUGCAAUGUUUCUGUUACUGGUGUUGAUGAGGAAAUCAUGCACAAGGGGUUUGAAGGCUGGAGGCAAUAGACACAAAUGUGUCUAGUGUUGUCGCCUCAACUGUUCCUUUUGAAAGAUUGUUCCAGUCCCUGAUUGUCUUGGGCAGGAAUGAGCAGCUCCUAUACUGGCUUCUUGCUGGUAGGAGCCUGAAUUGCCUGUCAUGGCCUCGUCGCUGUCUAUGGGGGAGAGGGACGAGUUUCUGUUUAAUACUGGAACAGUGGACCAGCCCAUUAUAUAUCUUGUACAUCAUGGAGAGCCUGGAUUGUCGUCGUUGUUUCUCCAAUGGUGACCAGCCUAGUGUUUCUAGCAUGCUGCCAACACUAGAGGUAUUCCUGUAGCGGCUACAUGCAUAGUAGAGCAAGAUAUGUUUAGGGUUGAACAGAAAUGACAUGGGCGAUGAAGUUGACGUUUCGGCUAGAAGCCUUCUUCGGUAGACAAGGCUUGAACGCAGUCCCUCGUGCAUUAUUCUCCUUUAGUAAUGGCUCCAAUAGCAUUACAUCUUUAAAGCUUUUAUUCAUCUUUGGGAAUGACACCAGUUCCCUGGGAAUGACAUAGUUCCUCACCUUAAACACUAAUAGUGACCUUAUAAUGACAUAUCUAGUAUUGAUCUUGUAUAGACCUUAGAUUGAGUCUCUACUGACCAUUGAGUCUCUACUGACCAUUGAGUCUCUACUGACCAUUGAGUCUCUACUGACCAUUAACUCUCUACUGCCCUAACGUUUCUGGUUUCAGACGACGCCCGUUUCUUUACAUGGAAUCCCGACCCCCUGGGCACCUUACUGACCGUUGCCCAGCAGAACGACCAGACCUUGACCCAGUACCUCAGUGACCUCAGCUACAAUGAGAUUCUCCACCUCCUGGGGGAGCUUAUGAAAGGACACUGAAGAGUUCCACCGAAACUCACGCUCAUGAAAAAUGAAGACCUCUCAAGCCACAUUUGUUUUCUUCUUUCCUUUGACGUUUAGUCUCGGUUUAAAUUCUUUCGAAUUUAUGUUUAAAUAGAAAUAUACCUGCUUGAAAAAGUUUUCAAUACCUUCAGUAGAUCUCAAGAUUUAAAAAAAAAAAUAAAUGGCAUUUAAUAUUAUGACAUAAUAAAAAAAAUAAAAAUCUACGUUUGUGAAGCUUCCUGUGGUCAUAACUGUCUUUACAACAGUUUGAGGACAGUAGUGGAUUAUGCAUACAUGAAAUAAUAAAAGUACAUGUACUUGG
Molecule: messenger RNA, 7672 nt
Organism: Lymnaea stagnalis (great pond snail)
Lineage: Eukaryota; Metazoa; Mollusca; Gastropoda; Lymnaeidae
Source: the annotation of a GenBank genome assembly